Chenopodium quinoa (quinoa) is the source of this 1587-nucleotide messenger RNA. RefSeq lists its product as uncharacterized. Bases 1 to 1587 code for a protein of 528 amino acids. The record is from RefSeq and is a predicted model, not a curated record. Lineage: Eukaryota; Viridiplantae; Streptophyta; Magnoliopsida; Caryophyllales; Amaranthaceae. The transcript has a single exon.
AUGAUUAUGGAUGCCCUUGGGAAUGACCCACCUAACAUGGGUGGUGGAGAAGAGAGUCAUUUUGAGGAGGAAAAGCCAAAUCCUCAAGCUAAGAAAUUCCUUAAUUUGUUGGAGGAAUCUAAGCGUCCUUUAUAUGAAGGGAGUUCCAUGUCUGUUCUGGAAAUUGCAUCUAGAAUCACAAGUUUGAAGUGUGAGUACAAUUUGCCUCACAUGUGUGUGGAUGGAUUUGCUUCUUUGAUGAAUGAAACAAUUCCUGACAAUAACAACAUGGGAGAGGCAUUCUACGAGGUUAAGAAAGUAGUUAACGGGUUAGAGCUUCCUCAUGAGAAGAUACAUGCCUGUCCAAAAGGUUGCAUGUUGUUUUGGAAGGAUGAUGUGAACUUGUCCAACUGCAGAGUGUGUGGUAGCGAAAGGUAUAGCAAGACUUCAAAAGGAAGUUCAGUGCCCUUGAAAGUGCUUAUUUAUUUCCCGAUUACACCGAGGUUGCAAAGGUUGUUUGCAACAAAGAACAUUUCAGCAGAAAUGACAUGGCACGCCAGUAAUCCUAGAGUUGCAAACACAAUGGCUCAUCCUUCUGAUAGUGAUGCUUGGAAACACUUGGACAAGACCUUUCCAGAAUUCGCCCCAGAACCUAGAAAUGUGAGACUUGGAUUGUGCACCGACGAAUUUGCUCCUCACGGUAAGUUUGGAGGACAAUAUUCCUGUUGGCCAGUGAUAUUGACACCAUAUAACUUGCCUUCUUCAAUGUGCAUGAAAAGACAAUUCAUGUUUUUGUCUCUGCUUGUUCCUGGUCCUAAAAACCCAAAGGGCAACUUGGAUGUCUAUAUGAAACCACUGAUUGAAGAACUUAAGCAAUUGUGGGAUGUUGGGGCAAACACCUUUGAUCUUUCUAAGCAGCAAAACUUCAUUAUGCGGGCUGCCGUACUUUGGACCAUUAGCGACUUUCCAGCAUAUGGUAUGCUAUCUGGAUGGUCAACUGCUGGUAAGAAGGCAUGUCCGUACUGCUUAGAAAAAUCCAAGGCUUUCUGGCUCGAUCAUGGUGGCAAAGUUUCGUGGUUUGAUUGUCACCGACAAUUUCUUGAUCUUGAUCACCCGUUUCGAAAAAGCAAAAUAGCUAUUUGUAGGAACAAAGUUGAAAAGGGGUCACCAUCGCAUAUUAUGUCUGGGCUAGAAUUAUGGGAAUGUGUUAAGGACCUGGCAAAGGCAACUGAUGGUCCUGCUGCUCUGAAAUUGCUUAAAAAGGCCAAAAAAGGUUGGUUUAAGCAAAGCACUCUUUGGGAGCUUCCUUAUUGGAAGCACUUGCUUAUACGUCACAAUCUAGAUGUAAUGCACAUCGAAAAAAACUUCUUUGAUCAACUCAUUCAUACGGUGAUGGAUGUUAAAAAGCAGACUUGUGACACGAUCAGUGCUCGAAGAGACAUUGCAAAAUACUGCAAGAGACCUGGACUUCAUGUUGUAACUGAUGAAAGAGGUAAAAAGACCAAACCGAAGGCACCAUUUUCCCUCGACAAGUCUCAGAAAAAGGUCAUGUGCGAAUGGAUUCGAGAGUUACGGUUUCCUGAUGGGUACGCUUUGAUUCUAAUUUGA